Molecule: messenger RNA, 3129 nt
Organism: Acinonyx jubatus (cheetah)
Lineage: Eukaryota; Metazoa; Chordata; Mammalia; Carnivora; Felidae
Gene: TGOLN2
Product: trans-golgi network protein 2
Exons: 4
Coding region: 438-2333 (631 amino acids)
Cellular component (GO): trans-Golgi network transport vesicle; endosome; trans-Golgi network
Source: RefSeq, a predicted model, not a curated record
UUUGUGUGCUACAGCGAAAGAACCACGAGAAAGGGAGAAGUUAAAAAUGUGAACACAGGUUGGAGCCAAGAGGGGCCGAACCCCAGUGACGUCACUCCCAUGGGAUCACCCGCGGACCAGGGAGCUCCUAUUCGACCUGUAUCGUCUCGGAAGUACAAGGGGAGAGAAGGAAAAGGAGAGUGAUGUUUGUAGCGGCUGCUAUGCAGAGAAGAAACCUGGAAAAGGAGGAGACUGUUAGAUGCCUGCACUGAAAAAUUGGACCACAGCACAGGACAAGGGAGGAACCACCAGACACUCCGGCCUUUUCGUAAGCUCCUCCCUUCGCCUGAGCGUGCGGCGGAAGACGCACGCAGGAAGGGGCGGAGCCAAGGGCACUAAGAGCGCGCACGCGCGGGUCUCGCGAGAGCAGUAGAGGGCGGAAGCACCGUUAGUGCAGGAUGCGGUUCCUGGUUGCGUUGAUCCUGCUGAGCGUUGUAGUGGCGGUAGACCUACCGCUAGAAAACUCUAGCCAGUCGCAGCCUCAGGCUACGGGAGACGGCUCUAGCAAGGGGAAGUCCCAGGUGCAGUCCACAGAAGAUGACUCUAACAAGGAGAAGCCCCAGCUACAGUCCACGGGAGUUAACUCUAACAAGGAGAAGUCUCAACUGCAGUCCUCGGGAGACGGCUCUAGCAAGGUGGAUCCCCAGCCACAGUCCACGGGAGACGGCUCUAGCAAGGUGGAUCCCCAGCCACAGUCCACGGGAGAUGGCUCUAGCAAGGUGGAUCCCCAGCCACAGUCCACGGGAGACGGCUCUAGCAAGGUGGAUCCCCAGCCACAGUCCACGGGAGACGGCUCUCGCAAGGUGGAUCCCCAGCCACAGUCCACGGGAGACGGCUCUCGCAAGGUGGAUCCCCAGCCACAGUCCACGGGAGACGGCUCUCGCAAGGUGGAUCCCCAGCCACAGUCCACGGGAGACGGCUCUCGCAAGGUGGAUCCCCAGCCACAGUCCACGGGAGACGGCUCUCGCAAGGUGGAUCCCCAGCCACAGUCCACGGGAGACGGCUCUCGCAAGGUGGAUCCCCAGCCACAGUCCACGGGAGACGGCUCUCGCAAGGUGGAUCCCCAGCCACAGUCCACGGGAGACGGCUCUCGCAAGGUGGAUCCCCAGCCACAGUCCACGGGAGACGGCUCUAGCAAGGUGGAUCCCCAGCCACAGUCCACGGGAGACGGCUCUCGCAAGGUGGAUCCCCAGCCACAGUCCACGGGAGACGGCUCUCGCCAGGUGGAUCCCCAGCCACAGUCCACGGGAGACGGCUCUCGCAAGGUGGAUCCCCAGCCACAGUCCACGGGAGACGGCUCUAGCAAGGUGGAUCCCCAGCCACAGUCCACGGGAGACGGCUCUCGCAAGGUGGAUCCCCAGCCACAGUCCACGGGAGACGGCUCUCGCCAGGUGGAUCCCCAGCCACAGUCCACGGGAGACGGCUCUCGCAAGGUGGAUCCCCAGCCACAGUCCACGGGAGACGGCUCUCGCAAGGUGGAUCCCCAGCCACAGUCCACGGGAGACGGCUCUCGCAAGGUGAAUACCCAGCCGCAGUCCUCUGGAGAUGGCUCUCGCAAGGUGAAUACCCAGCCACAGUCCACGGAAGAUGGCUCUAGCAAGGUGGAGUCUCAGCCACAGUCCGUGGGAGACAGCCCUAGUAAGGUAAAGCCCCAACCGCAGUCCACAGGACAGGGCUCCAGCAAGCAGAAGCCCCAGCCCCAGACCACGGGAGAUAACCCUAGCAAGGAGAAGCUGCAGCAGCAGUCCUUGAACUCCAACAAGCUGGUCUCCAACCCCUCCUCUGAUAACAAGGAACCCACCAAUCCUGACUUAAACAUACCAGCUGACAAAGAUACCUCUCUGCAUGCUUCUAGAGGUGAAUCUGGGGAGACAGUAUUACUGGACUCUGACCCCACUUCUCCACAGCAGGAGAGAGAAGGUAAGUCUUCAGAGCUUACAGAAGAUGUGGAGCCCAAGAAGGCUGAGGAAGGCGAUACAGAGCCUGAAGGUUCACCGCCCCAAGAAGAGAAAGAGAUGCCCGGCCUUGCCUCCAGUGAGAACCGUGAAGGAACACUUUUGGAUUCCAUGGGUAGGGAGAAUGAUGACCUUUAUAAAGACAGUCUUGGAAGUGCCAGUGCAGAGAGCAGCCACUUCUUUGCAUAUCUGGUGACCGCAGCCAUACUUGUUGCUGUCCUCUAUAUUGCCUAUCACAACAAGCGGAAGAUUAUUGCUUUUGUGCUAGAAGGAAAAAGAUCUAAAGUUACUCGACGGCCAAAGGCCAGUGAUUACCAGCGUUUGGACCAGAAGAUUUGAUUUCUGUGUUCUUGAGAACUUUGUCCUCCCUGCUGAUUUGUUUUUAAAUCAAGAGAAAUGAAGAAAAAAAAGUACUGUGACCUAAGAGACACCCCCUCCUCUAGGGUUUGGUGGCAAAUCGGGCCUGGCAGAGGCGGGGGGGUAUUGCUUAGCUUUUUGCACCUGCACUUUGGUGACCUUGUACUCCUGUGUCCCCAUCACCUAUGCUGGUGUCUUCCAUCCUUUCCUCCUCUGAGUGUGAGUAGAGGGAGCAUGUGGGAAGCCAGCUAUGACCAAAGGGAGACCUCAGCCCCAGGCAGGCUACUGCUGCUGACUGCCUUCCCUUGGGCCUUGGCCCUUUCGUAGUUACCCCUUGAAAACAGCAUUGCACCCACCACAAGUUAUCUUUGCAGACCUAGGAGAAAACUAGGUUGAAAAGUCAACCUAGGAGAAAACUCACCUGCAGGUUGAGGUGCUUCUAUACCAAGGCCUCAUCUGGAGGGAUGUGCCCUACAAAAGAUGUAGAAGGUGAAUGCUGACGGGCAAAGGGCUACUUUGAAUACGUAAUUCUCUUCAAAGGCUUCAGCAGCAAACCCAAACAGCUUUUAAAAAGUGCUUUAUUGCCUGCAGUCCAACCUGUCUAGUGUAAGUUCUUCACAUUUUCCUGAUAUUUUCGUAUUACUUAAGACAAAGUGAGUCAAAUUCCAUUUGGUUGUACUGAGCAUAAAACUGAACUUGGGGAUUCUGGAAGUAAAGCUGUAAAGCCACGGUUCCCAUCACAGAUUUUUUAAAAUAUAGUUACGAUUAUUGAAAAUAC